Molecule: messenger RNA, 2205 nt
Organism: Hyalella azteca
Lineage: Eukaryota; Metazoa; Arthropoda; Malacostraca; Amphipoda; Hyalellidae
Product: activating signal cointegrator 1
Exons: 2
Coding region: 107-1768 (553 amino acids)
Biological process (GO): regulation of DNA-templated transcription
Cellular component (GO): nucleus
Molecular function (GO): zinc ion binding
Source: RefSeq, a predicted model, not a curated record
CUGAGAAGCAGUCAGCAGUCGCUAGUCAGUUGCAGACUUGCAUUGGCACUCGCGGUCCGCGGAGCCUGUACUAAGUUCAUCGCCGACAACUCAAGUUACAAGAAAGAUGAGUGACGACCUCGAGAACUGGGCAUGUGCAGAGCUAGACAGCUUAGGCCUGCCUGAUGCCUCAACUAUCAUCCAGUAUCUGAAGCCUCUUGAAGAUCCUGAAGAGGUUGAGAGCUUUUUGAACUCGAUGCUAGACAUCACAGAAGAAAAACACUAUGAAUUCAUACAAGAGUUUUUGAACAGGCAGGCAGCUUCCAAGAUUGAUUCUAGGUUCUACAGGAAGAGUGAUAUUGAAGAAAGUAAACCUAUUAAUCAGGCUAAAAAGAAAAACAAGGAGAAGAACAAUAGCCAAGUGAAUAAUAAUGAUAAUCAAGGGAAUAACAAGAAAUCCAACAAAAAAAGUAAUGAGAAGGAAAAUCAAACUGAUAAAAAUAAAGAUACCAAAGUGCGUGAAGGUUCUCCUGCAGUUGGUGCAACUUCAGAAGCUACAAAAACUAGCGCUGGGGGUAACAAAAAGAAAGCUAAGUAUGUGAAUUUGUACACAUCUGACCAGGAGGUGGUUAUGCUCAGUGGGAGGCACAAGUGUGACUGCCUGGCAAGCAAACAUGGUCUCAUAAACAAUUGCUUGUUCUGUGGUCGCAUUGUGUGUGAACAAGAAGGAGCUGGGCCGUGUCUCUUUUGUGGGAAUGAAGUGCAGUCAAAUGCUGAAAAAGCAGCAGCAAAUAGUGGACCACUUGCUUUGGAGAAACCAUCUGCUGAUAAGAAGAACAAGACUAAAGUGACAGUAAAGAAUAUUGCUGAAGACAUUCAAAAGGCUGUUGAACACAAGAAUAAGCUCUUAGAAUAUGAUAGAACAAGUGAGAAACGCACAAAGGUCUAUGAUGACGAAUGUGACUAUUUCAACAGCAAUUCGCGAUGGCUCAGUAAAGGAGACAGGGAAAAAAUGCAAGCACUCGAAAACGAAAUGACAGCUAAGAAAUAUGAUCGUUCUGAAAAUAGAAUUACCAUUGAUUUACUUGGAAGAAAAAUAAUUACAGAUGAAACCAACCAUGCUGGAGUCUUUGACCCUGAUGACCCGGCUUUAAAAGCCAUGCUAGAACACCGCCCUGACGACAUCUAUGCCGCCAGUGAACGGUCUAAUGACAUCGUACCCGUAGAGCUGCCUCGUCCAGUGUACACAGAAUCAGAGACCGCGUUGCAGCGCAAGGAUGAACGGCAGAUGAGGUCUGCUCUAGCUCAGGUUAAUAAAAUGGACCGACUCCAAGACAGUGAACUGCAGGAGAUGAGUGACCAGGGCAAGUGUUUGUCCAUGCACCAACCGUGGGCUUCUCUACUCAUCGCGGGCAUCAAGAAACACGAAGGACGAUCGUGGUACUCACAUCACCGAGGCAGGCUUUGGAUCGCUUCCACGGCAAAGACUCCGACCAUGAAGGACAUAGAAUCACUUGAAAGCUUCUACCGCAUGCGAGAACAAAGCGACGAUUUGGUGUUCCCAUUGCACUAUCCUCCUGGUUGUUUACUUGGAUGUGUUGAUGUUACCAAUGUGUUAUCUCAAGAAGAAUAUCAGCAGGAGUACCCUGAUGGGGAAAGCGACAGUCCUUACGUAUUUAUCUGUAAAGAUCCUAAAGAGAUGAUUUUCAAAUUUUCUAUGAAAGGGCAACACAAAAUUUAUAAUCUUGACCCUAAAAUUCAUCAAGCUGCAAAAAAAGCACUUAAAUAGUUUGGCAGUAACUCUCUAGGAGCCAACGGAAAAUAAUUGAAAACGUGCGUAAUGAAAAGCUGAAUGUCCCAAUUUCUGAACUAGUCAUGCUUAAUUUUGUAUGGCUCACUACCAUAUGUGGAGUGUAAAUGAGACUUCCUUCAUUAUCGCACCAAUAGCUCCAGUGCUUAUGCAAUCACGCUUCCAUAGAACGCCUAACCUAACCUCACUGGACCGAAUGCUCAUGAGAAUACCCUUUACAGUUUGUUUUUGGAUUUUCUGUAUUUCACUAGACAUUUCGUUUGCACUUAUGUUUUGCUGAAGGUAACGCACUUGAUAUUGAGUUAGUUUUUUUAUUAACACAAAUAAUUAGGUAGUUUCAGUUCUACUUGUUGGUAGAUGCGUUUCUAUGUUGGAUAAUCGCCUCUGAACAUUGUGAUUAAACAAGAUUUAUUAAA